GUUUUUUCAAUGAUUUCAAAGACUAUUUAUGAUCUCUAUAUGGAUUAUUCUAUUCAUCAAUGGCCCAUUCUUUCAUCGUUCUUAUUAAUAUUGUCUUUUAUUGUUGUUCCAAUUCGAACACAAAUUGAACAAGAACAAUUACAAUUACAUUCGGUUCAUGUAUUGAUGCGUCAUGGUGAUCGUACGCCCACGCAUUUUUAUCCAAAUGAUCCAUUUCAAGAUGUGGAAAAAUAUUGGCCUGAAGGUUUGGGUGAAUUGAAUGAUCAUGGACGAUUACGUAUUCGUUUUGCUGGUGAAUAUUAUCGUAAAAUUUAUGAUAAAUUUCUUCAAGAUACAAAUGGUUGGCCAAAACAAUGUUUAUCAUCACCGGCACAUCGUGCACAAGAAACGGCAAAUUUAUUUAUGGAAAGUUUUCUUAAUAAUACAAAGUUUAGUGUUGAAGUUCAUCAAGAUGGUAAAAUGUUAUCGACUGGUGUAAAAUGUCCGUUGCAUGAUCAUGUAUGGUUACAGCAAAUGAAUUCGAAAAAAGUUAAAGAAUAUCUUGAUUCCAAACGAAAUUACAUUGAUUAUUUGUCCGAAAAAACCGGACAAAAUUAUUGGCUGAAUGAAUCGAAUACAUUGCGAAAUAUGGAGUUUUUGACAACAACUUUGGAAAUUGAGCGUGAUGAAUAUCAUUUAUCCGUACCAGAAUGGGCUCUAAAUCAAACAAUCAUUAAACAAUUGGACGAUAUGAAACGUCAUGCAUUCUGGUUUGAUUGGCAACCGAUAGAAAUACAAAAACUUCGCAUCGGAUUAUUAUUGAACAAUAUAACCGAACAUAUACGUACAAUGGCAACAAACGAUAAUAAUGAUUUAGAUAAGAAUGAUCAACGUUUUUUUCUAUAUUCAGCACAUGAUGUGAAUCAGGUAAUUUUGCUUCAAGCACUUGAACUAUAUGAUCAAAUUGAUCGUAAACCACCAUCAUAUAGUUCAGCUAUUGUUUUUGAACAUUAUCAAACUUUAUCAUCUAUGACCAAAGAUACAAAACAUUUUAUACGUAUAAUAUAUCGACAAAUUUUCAACAAAUUCAUACCACCCAAAGAAUUAUCGAAAUUCUAUGUUUCCGAUCGAAUAUUGACAAUGAAUUCAUGUCAUGAUGAAUUCAAAAAUGAAAAAUUAUGUUCAUUUGAAGAAUUUGACAAAAUUACUCGACCAUUACGUAUUUUGAAUGAACAGGAAUGGAAUGCAGAAUGUUUCGAAAUGAAUCAUAUAACCGAUCAAAUUAUUGCCAAUCAAUGGAUCAUAAUAUUAACUUUGAUUUUCACCAUCAUGAUGACCAGAUAUUAUUUUGUAAUUGGAUAAUAUAAUUUUAAUUUAAAAAAUAAUAAUACAAACACCUGUUGAUUGUU
Dermatophagoides pteronyssinus (European house dust mite) is the source of this 1388-nucleotide messenger RNA. Its product is annotated as prostatic acid phosphatase-like. Gene Ontology annotation, biological process: dephosphorylation. NCBI's taxonomy places the organism in Eukaryota, Metazoa, Arthropoda, Arachnida, Sarcoptiformes, Pyroglyphidae. Gene Ontology annotation, molecular function: phosphatase activity. The record is from RefSeq and is a predicted model, not a curated record.